AAGUGACAUCAGAGACGGAACAAUAGAAUAUGACUACGCAUACUUGCUGCCACUAAAAGACCCUCAAAUCGGAAGAAUUAUCAUUUGAUGGGAAGACAGGAAAGAUGUAUGUAGCUGCGAACAUAAGCCAUUAAACUUCGAUUCCUGGGAAACUUUGAGGAAAUAGCAAGACAAUGGGAACUUCAGACUCCCGGCAAGGCAAAGAAAGCGACGAACUUCAAUCCCCACCGAACUACCUGUGCGUCACUGCGGUAAAGCCCGCAACAAUCCAUCUGAUUAAUGGCGGGAAAGACGAGCAAAUAAUCAUCCAGGAAGCCAUCACAGAAUCAUGGGAACAAGGAAUCAAAGAUGAGACACCACAAAAGCACGGCCACUCGUGGACCCUACAGGAAUUUCCUUUUGGGUAUAACAAGCAAGGGUUCUAUUGCCCUGCCAGGGAGAUCCGUGUCUUGUCUAAGAUCAUCCAAAGUUUAGAUAAAAAUGGAUGGCUUCUUGCAGGGGUAGCCGACCUCUCGAGGCGGUUUGUCUUCUCCCAGUGGUUUUUUAUCCGAGGGAGUGGCCAACAUAGCGAGUUGGACUACCCUUGUGUCUCGCUUAGCAGUGUUGACACGAUCUUAUUUGUUAAUAUUCCGAGUCCGUUUUAUGCUCGGAUAAAAGAACUGAUCCUCAAAUAUUGGGAUAAAGGAAUAAAAGAGAGCAAGGAGGAGGAAAACACGCUUGAGUUGCAACUGAAAGGCAAACCCUGGCAUGGGAAGAUACUCUCAAUGCCUGCAAGACUCCUGAUGACACAGCUGUUUGGGCUCUUUCACAGGAAAUAUAACCUGGAGCUCUACUGCCGAUUGAACCUGCGCUGUAAGGCAGACAGUUUCUUGUUCAGACCUAAGGUAAAGGAGUCGAAGGAUGAGAAUACCUUUAUGGGGAUUUGCCUGUACGGAAAGAGUGGUGUCUUGAUAAUCGACGCACAAUCUGAGGCGAUAACAAUUGUGCGCAAGGUACUACAAGAGACGUGGAUGUGGCGCGGAGGGAUCAAAGAUGAGAAGGAGUACGUUGCAUGUUAUGGGUUUACCCUAGCUGGAUCGCCUUGGUGGUCUAGGAAACGCAAGCAGAGUGCUAUGUCCAGACUUGUUAUAUGUCGACUGAUUGAAGAAUUGCAAUCGAGCAGCUGGAAGAUCAUUACUGGCGCCGCCUUCUCCAAACAUAGCAUGAACAAAGACAUGUUAGUCUUCCAGAAGUGUAAGCCAAUGAAUGUAAGUUCUAUGUGCCUUUGCCCGGUGGGCGCUAACAAGUUACGCCUGGUUAACGCAACCUCGGAGAUUUUCGCUACAGUCAGAGAGCUUAUUCAGACCCACUGGCCGACGCGCAUCAAAAGAGAGAGACGCUACAGAACGCCGGCAGCCUUCUUGGAGUUCAAACUCAAUGGGAAACCAUGGUCUGGGAAAACUACCGACAGCUUCUCUGCUUCAAAUAUGAUGUGUUACAUUAUGCAAGAGUUACAACGACAAGGUUGGAAGUUGGCGCUGUCAGCGGACAUUGCUGCGAAGUACAUGUAUCCUGGCGAGGAUGAUGACGACGAUGAUGAUGACAACUACGCGAUUGACGUACAGAGUCUUUGGUUUGUUAACCAAUCACGAGUGGCGAGUACAUCCGGGAAGGAGGACGACAGCCUGUUUGGAGAAGAGAACCCAUCGACAACUUUUCUCACUGAGACUACGGCUGUACGUUGAAUAUAAUAACUGGAUCGUAACAUUACCUGUUUCAAAGGUAUUCAAUACGUGAAAUUUUUCAAUUCAAUUUACCGGAGAGGUGCAUCAGUCGAAAGUAAGAGAACUAUUGAAAGAACCUUACUCGUUUAUAGUUUACAUGUCAUAAAUCCUAAAUAGCAUUCAAAAGUCUAUUUGACAACAGUAGCCGGUAUGUUUAUAAUAAUUAGAUACGCAAUUUGUAGCACUAGGGCAGAUUAGGGUCUGUCUCGAUAUAGAGGUACAGCGAACACGGAAUUUCACGAGUGAAACCCGAGAGGAGCACGUCUGAUUACGAAAUGUAACGGGAUUGACCCGAGAUAAACGCAGCGAACACGGAAGUUCACGAGUGCAACCCGAGAGAGCACGUCUGAUUACGGAUUGUAACUGGAUUGACCCGAGAUAAACGCAGCGAACAUUGAACAUCGUUGUUAGCAUAUAACGUACGAUGGGAUCACAGUGCAUUGCACAACUCUCCAGUUAGUGUGUUCUAAAGGGAGAAUUUCAUUAAUUUUGUAGUGUGUUCUGGAGGGAGUAUUUCAUUAAUUUUGUAGUGUGUUCUGGAGGGAGUAUUUCAUUAAUUUUGUAGUAUGUUCUGGAGGGAGUAUUUCAUUAAUUGUGUAGUGUGUUCUGGAGGGAGUAUUUCAUUAAUUUUGUAGUGUGUUCUGGAGGUAGUAUUUCAUUAGUUUUGUAGUGUGUUCUGGAAGGAGUAUUUCAUUGAUUUUGUAGUGUGUUCUGGAGGGAGUAUUUCAUUAAUUUUGUAGUAUGUUUCGAGCUCGGGUAUGAUUUGCUGCAUACUCACAAGAGUUCUUUGCAGAUGUUCCCUGGAUACGGAAUGAGUAGGUAUAUGGCUUAAUAUUGAAGAUACAUAUAUACAGAUAUUUACACCAAUUACUGAACACUUGAAUAUCAAUUAGGAAGUAAUCAAUUAACCCCACCAAGGCAGAGAGGAAAAGAGAGAAACAACGAAUCCAACGAGACAAAAGGGUGUGACCCAUCUUUUUCUAUCUCGAUUUCCACAAGGCCAAUUGUAAACCUACUUUGUUCUAUUCAAAGAACAAAAUGGAAUGUACCAUCUCCUUCAUUAAAACCCCUAAAACCAGGGGUUGGGAGAGGCUUCCCCCCUAAAAAAGUCAUAUAUGCUCAUCGAGAAAAUAGAUUUUACCCCUAAGGGAUAGCUGAAUGGUUAAAGUCACAGAAAUUACAACCCUAAAAAAGAAAUUUGCAGGGUCUUCUAGACUUAGUUGUACUUUGUUGUACCUAUUCCAAUGCAUGAUAAUCUGUUAGCAUAUCAAUUUAUUUCUUGUCGGCAAACAGCUCAAAAUACACUAGAGGAUAGCACUUGGGCAAGUUUACACCCUAUGGGAUACCAUGAGCAUAUGUGACUAUUUUACCAUUUACGGGGACCCCCCCCCCCCGGCAUAAAUUAACAAUUCAACAAUAUAACUGUACUCAGUCUGAUAGUGCUAUAAUUUGAUAUAUAACUCUAUAAAUAACCAGGGGCGUACACAGGGGGUUUACAGGGUGCGCACACACCCCUCUUGGCGGCCAAAAAGUGGGGUAUUUCUUGUUGAGGAAUAUUGAAAUACUAUGAUUUUUCCAUAUGAUACCUAUGACUGCACACCCCACCCCCCCCCCCCCCCCUCGGCCAAUCCUGGGAAGACGGCUGAUUAUUAUUUUUUUAUAACAAAGCCUAUGUCACUUGUACUGUUAUAUAUUGAUGUACUGUGUGUAUGUACUGCUUGUAUUUGUAUUUCUGUUGUUGUUGAUGGUUUUUUAUAAAUUGCAAUCAAUACAUGCCCUUGACUAUCAGUCAAAAAAUUUGA
This is a messenger RNA of Nematostella vectensis (starlet sea anemone), 3565 nucleotides long. RefSeq lists its product as uncharacterized. NCBI's taxonomy places the organism in Eukaryota, Metazoa, Cnidaria, Anthozoa, Actiniaria, Edwardsiidae. Bases 174 to 1724 code for a protein of 516 amino acids. The record is from RefSeq and is a predicted model, not a curated record. The transcript is spliced from 2 exons.